This is a messenger RNA of Pomacea canaliculata, 5529 nucleotides long. Its product is annotated as UDP-glucuronic acid decarboxylase 1-like. NCBI's taxonomy places the organism in Eukaryota, Metazoa, Mollusca, Gastropoda, Architaenioglossa, Ampullariidae. Bases 141 to 1361 code for a protein of 406 amino acids. Gene Ontology annotation, biological process: D-xylose metabolic process. The transcript is spliced from 12 exons. Gene Ontology annotation, cellular component: cytoplasm. The record is from RefSeq and is a predicted model, not a curated record. Gene Ontology annotation, molecular function: UDP-glucuronate decarboxylase activity; NAD+ binding.
CCUCCCCUUCGCCCCUCAGUCGGAAGUAGUGGGCAAUCAGUAAGAAAAGUAGGCAGACGACCAAUACCAACGUCAGUAAAGAAGCCAGGUGGACUGUUAGAUCCUUGACAGCUGUCAGUAUGCUACAAAGAUGAUAUGCUAUGUUUCGCGCAUUUAACUACAUUCCAUAUCGAAAAAUGAGGGUUGUUUUCCUUUUAGUUGGAUUUGCCGCAAUCGCAGCGGUGAUAUAUGCCAGUAUACCUUCAGCUGUAACAUACCAAAAAAGAGGACUAUCAGGAAACAACCUUCACGAUGAACUGGUUUUCUUAGAGAUGAAAAUUAGAGAUCUAGAGCAAGGAAAGAAAAAGUAUCCUGAUGUGAAAUUCUUAACCUACAAAGAUCGAAAGAGGAUUUUGGUAACAGGUGGAGCAGGCUUUGUUGGGUCUCAUCUUGUAGAUCGUUUAAUGAUGGAAGGUCAUGAGGUGACAGUAGUUGAUAAUUUCUUCACUGGCCGUAAGCGGAAUGUUGAACACUGGAUUGGGCAUGAAAAUUUUGAGCUUUUACACCAUGACAUUGUCAACCCAUUGUACAUUGAAGUUGACGAAAUUUAUCAUCUGGCCUGUCCAGCGUCUCCUCCGAACUACAUGUACAAUCCAAUCAAGACCAUCAAGACUAGCACACUUGGGACCAUCAAUAUGCUUGGCCUUGCCAAAAGGGUGCGAGCCAGAGUUCUUCUAGCCUCUACAUCAGAAGUUUAUGGAGACCCAGAACAACAUCCACAGACAGAAGAUUACUGGGGUCACGUCAACCCCAUAGGACCAAGAGCCUGUUAUGAUGAAGGAAAGCGAGUGGCUGAGACUAUGUGCUAUGCAUACAAUAAACAGGAAAAUGUUGAAGUACGUGUAGCAAGAAUAUUCAACACAUUUGGACCUCGCAUGCAUAUGAAUGAUGGUCGUGUAGUCAGCAACUUCAUCCUUCAAGCUCUUCAGAAUGAGUCUAUCACUGUGUACGGAGAUGGAACACAGACACGCUCAUUCCAGUAUGUGAGUGACCUUGUGGAUGGCCUGAUGCGAUUGAUGGCCUCUAACUAUUCCCUUCCUAUUAAUCUUGGCAAUCCAGAGGAGCACACAAUUAUGGACUUUGCCCAAAUUAUCAAAAAUCUUGUUGGAGGAGAGAGUCGCAUUGUCACCAAAAAACCCAUGCAGGAUGACCCACAGAGACGAAGACCAGAUAUAACACGAGCUAACAAAUAUCUCAACUGGGAACCCAAGGUACCAAUGAUGGUGGGUAUCAAUAAAACGAUUGAAUACUUCCGCAAUGAGUUACGAAGAUCGCGACACAGUGAGCGGAAUUUCCAUGCACCAGACUACUUUCAGGUUUGAGCUAUAUACCAUGGUAUAUUUUCAGAGGAAAACAGAGUUUUUGUUGGAUUUUCCAUUCUCUUAUAUACUUUUUUAAAAUAAUUGUUUGAACAAUUAUCUCAUGAGGUCAGGGAAAGGAACUAACAUAGGGAUAUUGAAAUUUUUUGUGCAGUGUCAAUGUAUUAAAUCAGAAAAAUCUAAUGUUGCUGGAGUUUAUGUAACAUGAGUUUCUUUUAUUUCUGAAAGUUUGAAAGUACCUGAAAUAAAUUAGAAAGAUUUGAAAAAGUGCUGAUGAGAUUGUGAUGGGACAACAUUUUAGCCAUGACAGAUCUUGUUUCCUUGAGAAUUACAAGGGUUAUCAAGGACCUAAGAAUUAUACUAUCAGCCUAAUCUUUUAUUUGUUUACAAACCGGUUUGUUUUGUAACAACUGUGUGUGUGUGUGCCAUUUUUUUCUGAUGCAACUUCACACAUUCCACUUCACAAGAUUGUAUGUCUGGAUAUAUGACUUAUGCUGUUACCAUGGCAGUUGUGAUAAAUAUUUGCCAUGCAUCAUUGUGGACUGUGUGAACUUGUUUGUGUGGAUUCUAAAUGUAUCAGAGUGAAAAAUAACUAAUUUCAUUAUCAUCCUAAAUUGUAAUUUUGUGUGUGUGUGAGAGAGAUGAAGAGCUCUGUGCUGACUGGUUGAUGCGGAAUUAAACAGACAAGGAAGAUGUUUUAGGGUUUUUUUUCUCUUGUGCAUUUUAAUUUCAUGGUGGUGUGUCAUGGGUGGAAUCCAUGUACAACAAAUUCUGUGGGACACAUUCACUAUAAUGAUGAGAAAUUUAGUGACUUCUAUGUGUAAAAGAAGGCCUCAGUCAGUUGGGAAAACAAUUCUUAAUUGAGAUUCACUUUUAACAGGUUUAUAUAGAAAGGCUCAGCCAUUAUUAGUCAUAAGCAGCUUUAAGUGACUGACAGUGAGGGGUGGCUGUUGACUAUACAGAAUUAGUUAAGGAUGUGUAAAUGCAGUGGUAACAAUGAAAUUUUUUUUCCCAAGUAAAGAUCAUUAUCUAUACAUUCAACUUAGGACUAUAUCACUAGAGAAAAGAUAUCACUUUUCCUCUUAUGUGUAUUUUACAGUCCCUAAAGGUCCGCUGCAUUGUUGGCCAUCUUUGUAAGUGUUCAUGAAAUUUCUUUAAAGAGCAAUUCACCAAAAUCACCUGAAAAUAUAUAUGAUACGUAAACAAACUUAAACAUGCUAAAAGCGCUAGUUUAGGAGCUAAUACAACACUUCUGCUUUUUUAUUUUACCUGAAAUCUGCAUCUACAAAGUGACUUAGUAAGUGUUGUGAGCAUAUGAGUCACAUUCUUUAGGUUUAUGACACCUUCUGACUAUAUAUAUGGUGUAUUAUAGAUAGGGUUCAGUUGGAUACUUUCAACAUCUGUUUGUUUUUUUAAAACAACCUCCUAAUCUAUACAUUUUUUUGGAUAUUCUAAAGUAAGGUGCAAUGAUAACCAUUUAGCUUGUGAGCCUGGAGCCAUGUCUGGGUAAGUGCAGGGUUCAUCACAAUUAGCGGGCAUGCUUCCAGAAAACAUCAUUCUAUCUUCUUGGCAUGAUCCUUUCCUUGCAUUUGGUAAAUUAAAAGGUUCAUGCCCCACAGUACAGUUUUAUGAGAUAUCCAACAACUUUUUAUUGACCAUCCAAGAUUAUUGUUAGUACAAACACAAUUUGUUAUGGAGAUUUUCCGCAGAGAUUUUAAUUUAUUUAAUAUAUUUUCCUUACUUUAUUGUGUUCUGUAAGAUUUACUUAUUCUAAAAGGCUAACACAUCAAAUGCCUUGGAGCCAAAGUAAGGGUGCUAUAAAUUAAACAAUAUUUCUGUGAGUGUUAUAAAAUUGGUAGUUAUUUUUUAUGCUUGCCUUGCAGCAACCUAAUUUCUUAAAAAGUAACUGGUUAACAUGACUUCCAAGUGACAUGAACAGUUGACAAAGUGUAUAGAUUUAUGAUGCAUCCGAAGGCUUUGUGAAAUGUUACAGUGAGAUCUCAUGUCAUGUUACUGCCAGAAUUUUUUGUGAAAUGUUGCUGUAGUAACUUUCAGAAAGCUCACAUUUCUUGUUUAUUUCAAACACAGACUUGGAAUGUGAUUUCAAGGAAGACAGUGCCUUUGGUUGUUAGUCUUUUAAAAUCCAUUCUUGGCAAUUCCAUUUAUUGCAUGAAAGAAGACCAGAAUUGGUGUCUUUAAAUAAAUCACUGUCUUACAAUCAGCAAAACUUUGCACAUCACUACAUGUUCUGACAUUUUCAACCCAAUAAAUGUUAUUUUUGUCCAGUUUUUUGGGCAUUGAUGAAGGUUCUUUGUAUAAUUUCUAUUUAUAAUGUAAAUAUCUGCUUAUUUGCCCCAGAUAUAAUGUGUAGGAAUCCUGCCCUAUGAUAUGUGCCCCCAGAAGUAGUUGUAGCAGAAGGGGGAAGUCUAAUUUUGGAUGCUCAGUUAAGUUGACAUUGUGCCAGAGGUUGACUCCUCUGAUAUAUAUAUAUAGUAAGGAUUUAAUCUGUCAGCUAGGCAUAGCUUCUUGUUUGACAGAAUAUUGUAAGUGACUGGCCAUCUCUGUUACAGCAAGAAGGAAUGUUGACUCUCUCCAGAUGUAGAGCAUCUUUAUUUUUGUUUUGACAUCUUCUGUAAGAUGUUACUCCAGAAUGUGCCUUUUUUUUUUAAAUGUUCUACCAGUUUCUUUUGACAUGUUUGUUUUGAUUUUUUGACAUUGCCUAGUUUGUGAAAACCCAUCUUCAAAAUUGUUUUUAGCUAUUAAGCAAUCAUGUCUACAAUGCUGUGUGGAUCUAACAGCAUGUUCAAUGUCAUCUCAGGGUUUAUUCCAAUUUAAGCUAUCUACAGUAAAGACAGAAGUAAGGAUUGCUUUACCUACUUUCUACGACACAAAUAAAUAGCUUCUUCAUCUUUAAAAUGAUUGAGAACUAUAAAUGUUCAUACUGUGCGUGAAGGAAAACUAUUCAGUGAGAAACAGUCCGUACAUAUUUUGAGUCUUAAAACUUAAUUGUGUUAUUCCUGUUCUCCAAGGAUUUCAAGACUUUGGAUGUAGUGAAAUUAUCCAAAUGAUGACCUUGCUCAAACAGGACAGAUUAUAAAACCGUUUUAUCUUUAUAACUUUUUUAUAUUUAAGUCUGGUCUUUACCAGGCAUUGUUUCUUGACUUCCCACAAAUGUUGGGUUGGGUGCCUUUUCAGCACAGGUAGUUUCAUUAUCAGGCUGGAUGUGGAAGAAAGCACCAGUAUUUCUAAUAUGAGCUGUUGACACUGACCUACCUUCCAAAUGGUUAAGUGCUAUUAUUUUGAAAUGUAGAGAAAAUGCUUUUUGUGCUAAAUGUUGGAUAAUACUGGCAAGCCUUCUUAGCUGUUUAGCUUUUUGGGAGCAUAUGCAAUAUGCUUAAAACAUGUUUAUUAUGCAUACAUUAUGUUGGACACAUCAUAUCACAGUGAAGAAGUUUGGCUUUAAUCUUUUAUACAUUCAUAUUCACAUAGAAUUCUGCAUUACAAAAGCCUGAGGUUAAGGGUGAAUCUUUAAUGAAGUUAAUUAUUUAUGUGAUAACAAGUAGUAGUAUUUUUAAGUGGAAGUUGAAUUUCCAGACAUACAAUGUCUGCCAUAUUUUUUUUCUGUAACAUGCUGAGUGAUAAUCAUGGCCUUCAGUUUUGAUAAAAGAAUGAUCUAUUUUGUUUAAGAGAUAUAUAAUUUUGAAAGAAAGUGUUGUUUCCAAAAGCCAUCUUGUUCUGAGGAAUAUUGUUUGAAAAGAUUUUCAAAUAUUUAUGUUUGUAUUUUACUGAGCUGUUUGUGGUAUUUUGAUGCUUCUUCGGCAUUAUUGACAAAUUUUCAUGUCUUUGAAAACACAUUUUCCUCCCAGAAAAUAAUCUUUAGCUUGGAGCAUUUGACCUUUGUCAGUUUCAGUUUACUGAUCAGAAUGUUUCAUUUUCAUUUCAGUUUUGAAUGAUAACUCAUUUAUUUGAAAAAAGGCAAUAGCGUAUCACUGGUGGUGUUUCUUUGUGAGAAUUGUUGUGUUGCUUUAAUAUUAUCGGGAUUUUAGUUGGUGUGGGCUAAUUUGAGGCUGUUUCUAGUUUUAAAUCUGGGUUAUAUGAAUGCGUAAAUGAGUGGGUUUUUUUUCAACCUGAACUUGACCUAAAAUAAAGACAGUUACUGAUUAUCAAAUGA